CUUGAAUUAUGAAUCCACAAAACCAAAAGUAUGACCGACAGCUACGACUCUGGCAAGCUCAUGGACAGAAAUGCCUUGAAAUGUCUCAUAUUUGUUUGCUGAAUGGCUCUGUUGUUGGUGCAGAAGCUCUUAAAAAUUUAAUUCUUCCAAGUAUUGGCUCCUUUACUGUUGUUGAUGAUCAGAUUGUGACUGGAGCACAUGCUGGCAGUAACUUUUUUUUAGAUCAAGAGUCUAUUGGAAAGUACCGCAGCGAGGCUUUGGUUCGCUUACUUGGAGAAUUAAACCAAGAUGUCGUUGGAAAAUCAAUCAUUAAAGAUCCUUUAGAAAUUAUUUCUAGCUCUCCAGAAUUUUUCGGAAAUUUUACAAUGGUUGUGGCAACUGAGCUUUCCGAAACUGGCAUACACAAAUUGGCUAAAAUAUGCUGGAGUUUAAAUGUGCCCUUGAUCGUGGCCAGGUCAUACGGCUUUUUCGGAUAUUGCAGAUUUGUAAAGCCUGAACAUACAGUUAUUGAGAGUCAUGCUGCAGCUGGAUCUGACUAUCGGCUUGAUAGUCCAUUUCCUACUUUAGUGGACUAUGUAAAUGGCAUUGAUAUUGCAUCAAUGGAUAGUAUGAGUGUUAGUCAUAUUCCUUGUGUCGUUCUAGUUUUAAAGGCACUACUAAAAUGGAGAUCAAUGAAUGACGGAGCGCUUCCAAAAACAUCUGCAGAAAAAGCUCAGUUUCGUCAGGACAUAUCUGCAUUCAAGCAUCCUAAUGCAAUUGAUGAUGAAAAUAUCACAGAGGCUCUUGCAAUUGCUUACAAAGCAUUUUCAACAACCACGAUCCCAUCUGACAUUACUGCUAUUCUUGACGAUCCAGCUGCCACCAAUCUUUCUAAAAACUCGUCUGAUUUUUGGAUACUGGUCGCUGCUCUUAAACGGUUUAUCAAUGCUGAAGGAAAUGGCCAAUUGCCUGUGUCUGGUGUUGUUCCUGACAUGAAAGCAGAUACGGAGUCGUUUGUAAAACUACAGCAAAUCUAUCGCAGCAAGGCUCGUGAGGAUCAAGCUCAAUUACGAGUUCAUCUUGAUGCUAUCUUGACUAUGCUUGGGCGUGUCCCUGAAAGUAUUUGUAACGAUCAAGUUGAAUUGUUUUGCAAAAAUGCAUCGUCGCUGCACGUAAUGCGAUACCGUUCCAUUGAACAGGAAUAUACAGACAAAUAUUCAGAGGGAUUUCCAGACAAUGAAAACAUGGCAUACUACUGGCUUUUGCGUGCUGUAGAUCAUUUUCAAGAGCUUUAUGGAGACUAUCCAGGUGCUCAAAAGGAAACUAUUGAUGCAGAUGUCAUGGUACUGGAGACUAUUGCACGAGAUUUUUGCAAAGAAUACCAGAUAGACGACUCGAUUAUUUCACCCGAUCAUGUUCAUGAAGUAGUGCGUGCAGGUGCCUGUGAGCUCCACAAUAUUGCGUCGAUUGUUGGCGGUAUAGUUGCUCAAGAAGCCAUCAAGUUACUGACAAGUCAAUAUAUUCCAGUAAACAACACUGUCAUUUUCAAUGGCAUUCAAUCCACGAUCCUGACAUUCAAAUGCUAAAUGGGGUUGCACUACAAGGUCUACAUCAUGGCUCGGGUUUACAGCUUAUUCCAAGGUGUUCAAGAUUUUAAAUGUUCACAUAAAAUUCAUUCCAAUACC
Batrachochytrium dendrobatidis JAM81 is the source of this 1664-nucleotide messenger RNA. RefSeq lists its product as uncharacterized. Gene Ontology annotation, biological process: protein neddylation. Gene Ontology annotation, cellular component: cytoplasm. The transcript has 11 exons. Gene Ontology annotation, molecular function: NEDD8 activating enzyme activity. Lineage: Eukaryota; Fungi; Chytridiomycota; Chytridiomycetes; Rhizophydiales. The coding region runs from base 9 to 1565 and encodes 518 amino acids. The record is from RefSeq and is a predicted model, not a curated record.